AACAUUGGUGUACAUCCCGUGUAUACCAAUUUACAACAUUUCCAUUUUAUUACCAGAAACAAUGAAAUUGCUACGCAAUACAGUCAACUAAGUGUGACCACUUCGGAGACCAUUGUCUAACAAAUUGUCAUCCAAACCCCUCCUCGAAUGCAAUUUUAUAAAGUAUACCGCAUCGCCUGUCACCAUCUUAAUAUACCAUGAGAUUUUGAUUAUUCUUGUGUGGGUGUAGUGACAUUAAUAUGCGGCGUGCUAUAUGUGUACCAUUUCACGUAUUAUUUAUUCUAUCCGGGAUUAUUUUAGUGACCAUCUCGAAUCUCGUUGGAUGUAAUCCCAUUACGAAUUCCAAUUUCAACGAACACGUCAGGGAAUUUUCUUUGAAGGAGGAUGAAAUUAACUCCACAAAUGUUAAGACGCUACUUAAAGAUGGGAUUGGAAGAAACACUAAUUUCGGUCCUGCUCAUAAUCUCGUAAGAUUCAAGGACUCGCCGGAUAAUGAAGUAUCAAGUUCAGAUUAUAGUAGAGGGUUUCCCCACGAACAUCAAGGUUACAGAAGCCGUGAUUACGAAGAAAUUCCCUACUACGGCUAUGAGCACGAAUAUCACUUACCGUCAUAUGAUCAUUCGUUCCACCAUGGCUUGGACCAUCAUCAUGUGCAUGAACCGCAUCAUUUAGAGCACCACAGGCAUUACAAUCACGCAUUAGCAGCGAAGGCGGUGCUAUGGCCCAUAGCUGGUAUCGCUCUUUUAGGAGCUGCAGCGGCACUAGUAUCAAACCCUAUUCUACUUCAACUAGGAGUUGCUACUGGGAAACGAAGAAAACGUGAAACCGAAGAAAUAACUGGUCCAGAUUUAGUUCUACCAUGGUCAGAAGACGACACGCAAAGUAAAGCCGAAAGAAAAAACAAAUGUUACGAUUUGAUGCAACUAUUAAAUAACAAAAACAAACUUUUAUCAAAUAAGAGACGUUCUACGUUUGACGACAACACAAAAUCGAUGAGUAAUGAACAAAUUGACAAAAAUUAUAUCAAAAUACAGACAGAAAAUACAGAUGAUUAAUAAAAUAAUUAUUUAUUUUACUAACUUGAUUGUCCGGUUUACUUUUGUUAGUAGUUCUGUAAUUGUAUAUGUAUUUGUAGUUUAAUUCAAUAAAACCACUCAUUCAAUUAUUGUUAUUCUAAAAU
Messenger RNA from Zerene cesonia (dogface butterfly), 1180 nucleotides. RefSeq lists its product as uncharacterized. The transcript is spliced from 5 exons. The record is from RefSeq and is a predicted model, not a curated record. NCBI's taxonomy places the organism in Eukaryota, Metazoa, Arthropoda, Insecta, Lepidoptera, Pieridae. Bases 240 to 1055 code for a protein of 271 amino acids.